Symbiodinium sp. CCMP2592 is the source of this 1893-nucleotide messenger RNA. The record is from the annotation of a GenBank genome assembly. NCBI's taxonomy places the organism in Eukaryota, Dinophyceae, Suessiales, Symbiodiniaceae.
AUGUCCAAUUCCAGGCUGAUUUUGCCAAGUCCAGAGCUGUUCUCAGUGCUUCCCUCAUCGGUGGUGCGUCUCACGCUACUUGUGAGCAUCUGGCCGUGGCUGAGCUUUGGCAAAGGUAACCAGGAUUGUUUUCGUGGGCAGCCCGGGCUCAGCUAUGAGGCAUGCUGCCAAGAAAAGUGGCAGCCAGAACUCUGCUGGGGUGUCGAUGCGGAAUUUGUUGGCGAGUAUUGCUGUGAGCACGAUGUUCGCCCGGUCUUCGAAGCAAGGCUGUGGAAUUUGCUUGGCCAGGUCAUUGUGGAGGUUUUGUUUGCUGUGGAUUGUGAAUUGAUAACCUGGCAGGAUGGAUCACCUGACAAGUGUGAAAAGGCUUUAUUGGCCAAGCUCGUUCAGCUGGACAUAGUUGACUAUGAGUGGGUCCACAAUGUUUGGUUGCCGUCCAUGCAUCGCAGGAGCGGCAGAACUUCUGUCGAAAGGCUGCACUUUGCCAUGCUCCUGUGCCAGACAUUCCUACACUCCCGAACUGCGUCAGUGGUGCAAGCAUUUAAAGGGGAUUUUCUGACUUCGUUUCGAGUCUCACAUGCGGCAGGAACUGACGAGCUGCGUCGAAUUUCAUUAGAAGCAACAGGAAAAAGCUGGGCCAGGCAGCUGGCCGUUCUCAGGAGUGCUCCACGCGAUUUGGGCGUUGUUCACGUUGCUCUUGUUGCAUCUGUUGGCGAGCCGGUGUUCGCCUUCAAAGCCAUGGCAACAAUCCGGUCUGCCUUGUUUUUCGCUCGACGCAAGAGGCUGCACUUCCACCUCUUCGUAGACACUCCUGGUGAGCGCGCCAUGCGCUACUGCCUUGACGAGCUGCGGCAGCGGGAGCCAAUUUUGGCAUCUCGUGCUGCAGCGUUUGAGCUGUACGGAGAGGAUGUUCUGCGCCAUUUCUUCAAGCUCCUUCGAGCAAACAUUGUGCCGGGAUGUCUGGGACAAACAAAGCUUUAUGGUGAUUCUGGCUGGAUUCGGCUUUUCGUUCAUGAGCUCCUCAGAAAUCGUCCCGAGGUGGAUUUGCUGGUAUUUGUAGACGCUGGAGAUUACGUGUUUCUCGAAGAUGUAUCGCGGCUCCUGGUACAACGGCGACAGUGGCGAGUGUCACAGGUUGGCGGGAAUCCACGAGACGCAGAAGGACCUUUCCAGGUUCUAGAUUUGCCCCGCAUGAGGCGCCACAACUUCACAAAGAUCCUGUCAAACACCGUCCGGAAGAACUUCGAGUCGGCUCCUGAAACCUUUUGCGAAGUUGGGGAGGGAGCCACCAUUGACCAGUUUGCUUUAAAUGCAACGCUGUGGCAUGUCAUGGAGGAGCCCUGGGUUGUCGAAGCGCGGGAGCACGGAGGCGUACAACUUCGAGGUGGGGGAGUCACCAACUUUUGGGAUGAGGAAGUUGAUGGUGCCAUCUGGCGGGAUCGGGUCUAUCCGGGCUUCUUCGACUGGACAGUCCUGAGAGUUCAUUGUCCGCUCUUUUUGGAAAGCUUUCUUGCAACAACCUUGCAAGGGAGACUGCCGCCAAGUCGUGCGCAGUACAAAUUUUUGGGAUGGAUGGUGACGUGGUAUCACCGCGGAAGCGUCGGUAACUGGACGUUGGAAGAAUCAGGCUUACUCAAUGACCGCUUCAAGCAUCGUCGUUGCAAUGAGAAGGCCUGGGGUGUGCACUUCACUUCGGGCUUGAAAAGUGUCCCGUGGGCUAGAAACUUCAUGAAUUUCUGGGCGGGUGCUACACAGCUGGGUCGCGACGGCCCAUGGGGCAAAGACGAGCGGGACUGGACGAAGCGCUCGCUGACCUUCGCUGCAAAGCUGCGCGGCCACGACGAGGCCACGCCGUCUCAUGGGGCAAAGAUAAAAGGAGCGCUCGCACGUUGA